AGAGACUAUCACUCAUUCAGACGGGUUCUUUAACAUUUCCGCGUUUUGGCAUUGAUCUUCAUUUGAGAAGUUUCUUCCAGAUCGAGGCUCAUCCGGGGGCAGUCGCACUCAUACAGUAGGAAAAAGAUCAUCAUCCUCACGGUCAUGUGUGUUAGAGCUGACGAUCACAGAUGUGUGAGAGCUGUAGCAGGAUGAAAGUGAUGACGCGCAGAUCUUCAGGCUCUUUUGGAGAGACGCGCGUCACUGGAGGAAUGCGCACUGGAGAGACUCUACAACUUUGACGCUUUCAGAGCUCAGAAGAUCCAUAAAGGUUCACACAAUGCAAUAAUCAGAAGUCCUUUAUUCUGGAGAAGACCUCUCAUCUUUUGGCAUCAUGGAUUCAUCGCUGUCCUCCAGCAACGCAACCCCUCUGUGCUUCUCCAUCAACAGCCCUCCGUUCGAUUACAACCACACCGUUGCUUCGGCGUAUUUCUCGGCCGUGUUUAGCGGACUGGGUCUCAGCUCCAACCUCUUCGCUUUGGUGGUUCUGGCCAAGACGUUCCAUCACACCAAAAGUCGUGCGCGUUCCAACUUCCUGCUCUUCCUCGGCGCCCUGGUGUUCAUCGACUUCAUGGGACUUUUGGUGACGGGCUCCAUCGUGGUCUCCUUCCACAUCACGCGCUUCAACUGGCGCGAACUGGACCCUCACUGCCACUUCUGCAACUUCAUGGGCAUGUCAAUGAUCUUCUACGGCCUAUGCCCGUUGCUGCUCGGUGCCACCAUGGCCAUCGAACGUUUCAUAGGCAUCAACCGACCGUUCGCUCGUUCCACGAGCAUGACGAAGAACCGAGCGUGCUCCACGGUGGUCAUGGUUUGGAUUACGGCCGGCUGUAUCAGCCUGCUACCCCUCACCGGGCUAGGAAGCUACCACCUGCAGAUGCCCGGCUCCUGGUGUUUCCUCAACAUCAGCUCCAAACCUAUGGAUAUGACCUUCAGCCUGAUCUUCUCACUGGUCGGCUUGUUGUCGAUUGCCGUGUCCUUUCUGCUCAACACGGUGAGCGUGAUCACUCUUCUGAAGGUGUGCUGUGGACAGGACAGCCAACAGCGGAGACGAGAUUAUGAAGUGGAGAUGAUGGUGCAGCUCAUCUUGAUCAUGGUCAUCGCCUCCAUCUGCUGGUGCCCUCUACUGGUGUUUAUUGCGCAGACCGUGUUGUCAGGCAGCAAGCUCGAAGUUCGCUACCUUCUUCUCUGGAUUCGUUUUGCGACAUUGAACCAGGUCUUGGAUCCCUGGGUCUACAUCUUAUUCCGACGUUCCGUACUGAAACGCAUCUACCCCAGGAUGGAUUGGUCCCGCGGCUCCAUCAUCAGCCUGUACCCGUCAUUUUCCACCUCUAUCCGCAAGCUCACGCGCGGCUCGCUGGGAGGAACGCUCGGACAAUUGGAAAAUCCAGACGGGGCCAAACCAGAUGAUCCUUUGUCAGAACAGAACACGUCGGUCUCCUCCGAAUCCCUUAAAAAUUAGGACGCAAGUCUGGCUUGCACUUCUCUACAUUAGCAAUGCAAAGGUCAUAUAUGAUAAAAGAAAAAAGUAUUGAUUGAAUGCACCGCAAUGCGUAAAUGUAAACAAAAUGAUGGAAAGCAUGAGUAGCUUACUAGAAAUGUUUAUUUUGUAGCUUUGUCCUGAUCUCUAAGUAAACACAUUCACACCGAAGUGUGCAGAAAUCAUAUGUUCUUGUGGAUCAGAUGUUCUUCAUCAUGCGUAACUUUAUGGUCCACGUUUGUCCGAGUUCUCUUGCCGCGGCAAA
Molecule: messenger RNA, 1784 nt
Organism: Misgurnus anguillicaudatus (oriental weatherfish)
Lineage: Eukaryota; Metazoa; Chordata; Actinopteri; Cypriniformes; Cobitidae
Gene: tbxa2r
Product: thromboxane A2 receptor
Biological process (GO): inflammatory response; positive regulation of vasoconstriction; positive regulation of cytosolic calcium ion concentration
Cellular component (GO): plasma membrane
Molecular function (GO): thromboxane receptor activity
Source: RefSeq, a predicted model, not a curated record